GCAUUCAUUUGUUGGAUUGCAAUCCUGUUUGCAAAACCAGUUGUACGAAUAGGGAAAAAUGAAUCAAGUAAUUGCUCAGAAGGCUACUUGCGGCUACAUGACAGCUGUGUACCCUUUAGAUUUAUUUUCAGUCUAGCUGAUUUGAGUCAUUGCCCAAAAAAGGAGUGUUGUCAAGUGAAUUGUCUUUUAUGCAGAUGAUGACAGCCUUUCUAAAUAUUGCCUUGCUGAUAUAAGGGAUGUGUUUGGAAUUAUUGGCCUAUGAAUUAAACUAGUCCUAAUCCAAACGAUUUAAAAAGUUCUCGCUUAGGUUAUAUAUUGAUUACAUUUCACAAAAAGCACAAAAGAACUAUAUUUUUUCUAGCAUAUAUUUAGACAUCAAAUGGACAAGUUUUAGCAUGAAUUACUCAGAAUACAUCAUUUUUUUCUAAGUUUGAAGUUUUAAUUUCAUUCUUAAUAUCAAUUUGGAGUAUGGUAAUAGUUUCUCCUUGGAUUUGAUUAUGCAAUAAUACAUACAAACUAAAUCCAGUUUACCAGGAAAAAAAUGUAUGUUGAGUAAUGAAUGCAAGUGGUCAUUAUGAUUAUCCCAUCAAACAGGGUAGUGAGGAAAUUAUUAGGUUUUAUAAUGGGGACAGAGAAGGACAAUCAGAACCUUGAGGGGGAAAGUAGUCUAUUCUGUCUUGUAAUAUUAAGUUAAUGUGAGUUUCCGGUCCGUGUAGAAAUACAGGCUUAGACCAUUCUCUUAAGUUAAUGACAAAAAAAUUCAAAGCCUCGAGCAAUGAAAACAACAGAUGCAAACUCAGGUUUGUUUUGACCCCUCAGUUUUGUUUCACCCUGGGCUGAAACAGAUGCUGCAAAUAGGAAUUAAGAUCAGGGAAGCCAGAAAUCAGAAGAGUGUGGGUAGGAGAAAAAUCAUUAUAACUUCUCCUCAUAAGACAGAGCUGGACAGAAAAAUCACCUGGAGAAACUGGGAGCCUUUGUUGACACUUUGCUGCAGUUUUUCCCAUGUUAAUUCCUUUGUACCAAUACCCUUCAGGGCCCUGCAGGGUCCCUCCACAGCAUACAUUCUGAGAGUUUGUUUGAGGCAUAUAAAUAUAAUAGAAGUCAUAGUUUGAAAUUAAGUUGGAGCAUGAAGAUUGGGGUGUGAUUGCUAAGAAAAAAAGCACAUAUUAAGUUCCUGAAGUGAAAUAAUCACAGGCUUGUGAUUAUUCACUCAGAAACUAUUUACUGAGCCCCUACUAUCUGGGCUAGGCAAUGGGAUACCACAGUGAGCCCUGCAAAUAGAAGCCCUGUGCUACCAGAGCUUACUGCUUACUGUGUGGAGAAAUGCGAUAAACGGCGUAAGUAUAUAGUACAUUAAACGGAGACAGAUUCUGUAGGAAAAAUAAAACCAGAGCAAUUCUUCAAAAUUAAAUUCCCAAAGGAUAACAUUUUCUAACUCUAUCAAAGCUAGCAAAGAAAGGAGAUUGAUAUUUAUAAAACGUAACGCAUACCACAUCAGAAAUUCUUUCAUGUUUCCAUUAACCCUGUUGAUAUGCUAAAUAUAUUCACUAUCUCUACAACCAUUAGAGAACAAAUUAAAGAUGAAGUAGCUUGGGAAAGGGAGCAGCUUUUUAACACUGAAGUGAAAUGAAAAAUAUGCCCUAAUGUUGACAGUUCAUGAUCAGGAAGACAGUGAGCACCUGCAAUAGGGAGGCUGGAAGUUAUUUUUAUAAAGAAUGUCUUUAAUUGCUUCCAGUUCUAUUUAUCUCCAGUUGGACAACCAAGUAGAAGUCAUUUGAAGAGAUGUUUUGUAGUUAUAUGGAUGCAGGUUUGCAUAUGUGGGUGUUUUCGAACAUAUAAACUUCAUAUUUUAAUGAAUUCAGUCAUCUUCAUAAAAACCUAAAUUUUCCCAAUUUUAAAUGGAAAUAUUCUGGAAGUAAGGUAUUAAAUGAGUUCUUUUAUGUGGGAGAUGGACUGAGACUGCAUUGAGUUAUUUAUUUUAAGUAACUUUUAAAAUUUUACCAAGUGCAGGUCUUUAAGUCCAACAUUGGCCCGAGUCUUCGGCAAAAACAGCCUAACAAACUCAUUGAUAUUUUUUCCUCUCCCUAGGGCUCCAGUUUUGUGUUUUCAGUUGCCUACUAGACCUCACUACCUGGAUGGCCCACAGGUACUGCAAACUCAGCGUUUUAAUUAACACACUCACUAGCCUCCUUCAUCAUUGACCCUGUGGCCAAAGCUAGGGAACUUUUCAAAUUGAGACUAAUUGCAGAGGUUCCAGUUGACCAGCAUUCAUAGGAAUGAAGACAAACACAGAGAUGGUGUGUCUAAGAAACUUCAAAAGGUGUAGACCUCCUGACUGAAGCAUAUUGAUUUAUUUAAUUUUUUUCAUUAUAUUUCUGUCCUCCUACAAGGGAAAGUCAUGAUUACACUAACUGAGCUAAAAUGCUUAGCAGAUGCCCAGUCAUCUUAUCACAUCUUAAAACCAUGGUGGGACGUCUUCUGGUAUUACAUCACACUGAUCAUGCUGCUGGUGGCCGUGCUGGCCGGAGCUCUCCAGCUGACGCAGAGCAGGGUUCUGUGCUGUCUUCCGUGCAAAGUGGAAUUUGACAAUCACUGUGCCGUGCCUUGGGACAUCCUGAAAGCCAGCAUGAACACAUCCUCUAAUCCUGGGACACCGCUUCCACUCCCCCUCCGAAUCCAGAAUGACCUCCACCGACAGCAGUACUCCUAUAUCGAUGCCGUCUGUUACGAGAAACAGCUCCAUUGGUUUGCAAAGUUUUUCCCCUACCUGGUGCUCUUGCACACGCUCAUCUUUGCAGCCUGUAGCAACUUUUGGCUUCACUACCCCAGUACCAGUUCCAGGCUCGAGCAUUUUGUGGCCAUCCUUCACAAAUGCUUCGAUUCUCCAUGGACCACCCGCGCCCUGUCAGAAACAGUGGCCGAGCAGUCAGUGAGGCCUCUGAAACUCUCCAAGUCCAAGAUUUUGCUUUCGUCCUCAGGGUGUUCAGCUGACAUAGAUUCUAGCAAACAGUCAUUGCCCUACCCGCAGCCAGGUUUGGAGUCAGCUGGCAUAGAAAGCCCAACUUCCAGUGUCCUGGACAAGAAGGAGGGUGAACAGGCCAAAGCCAUCUUUGAAAAAGUGAGAAGAUUCCGCAUGCACGUGGAGCAGAAGGACAUCAUUUAUAGAGUAUAUCUGAAACAGAUAAUAGUCAAAGUCAUUUUGUUUGUGCUCAUCAUAACUUAUGUUCCAUAUUUUUUAACCUACAUCACUCUUGAAAUCGACUGUUCAGUUGAUGUGCAGGCUUUUACAGGAUACAAGCGCUACCAGUGUGUCUAUUCCUUGGCAGAAAUCUUUAAGGUCCUGGCUUCAUUUUAUGUCAUUUUGGUUAUACUUUACGGUCUGACCUCUUCCUACAGCCUGUGGUGGAUGCUGAGGAGUUCCCUGAAGCAAUAUUCCUUUGAGGCGUUAAGAGAAAAAAGCAACUACAGUGACAUUCCUGAUGUCAAGAAUGACUUUGCCUUCAUCCUUCAUCUGGCUGAUCAGUAUGAUCCUCUUUAUUCCAAACGCUUCUCCAUAUUCCUGUCAGAGGUCAGUGAGAACAAACUGAAACAGAUCAACCUCAAUAAUGAAUGGACAGUUGAGAAACUGAAAAGUAAGCUUGUGAAAAAUGCCCAGGACAAGAUAGAGCUGCAUCUUUUUAUGCUCAAUGGUCUUCCAGACAAUGUCUUUGAGUUAACUGAAAUGGAAGUGCUAAGCCUGGAGCUUAUCCCAGAGGUGAAGCUGCCCUCUGCAGUCUCACAGCUGGUCAACCUCAAGGAGCUUCGUGUGUACCAUUCAUCUCUGGUCGUAGACCAUCCUGCACUGGCCUUUCUAGAGGAGAACUUAAAAAUCCUCCGCCUGAAAUUUACUGAAAUGGGAAAAAUCCCACGCUGGGUAUUUCACCUCAAGAAUCUCAAGGAACUUUAUCUUUCAGGCUGUGUUCUCCCUGAACAGUUGAGUACUAUGCAGUUGGAGGGCUUUCAGGACUUAAAAAAUCUGAGGACCCUCUACUUGAAGAGCAGCCUCUCCCGGAUCCCACAGGUUGUUACAGACCUCCUGCCUUCACUGCAGAAACUGUCCCUUGAUAAUGAGGGAAGCAAACUGGUUGUGUUGAACAACUUGAAAAAGAUGGUCAAUCUGAAAAGCCUAGAACUGAUCAGCUGUGACCUGGAACGCAUUCCACACUCCAUUUUCAGCCUGAAUAAUUUGCAUGAGUUAGACCUAAGGGAAAACAACCUUAAAACUGUGGAAGAGAUCAUUAGCUUUCAGCAUCUUCAGAAUCUUUCCUGCUUAAAGUUAUGGCACAAUAACAUUGCUUAUAUUCCUGCACAGAUUGGGGCAUUAUCUAACCUCGAGCAGCUCUCUUUGGACCAUAAUAAUAUUGAGAAUCUGCCCUUGCAGCUUUUCCUAUGCACCAAACUACAUUAUUUGGAUCUAAGCUAUAACCACUUGACCUUCAUUCCAGAAGAAAUCCAGUAUCUGAGCAAUUUGCAGUACUUUGCUGUGACCAACAACAAUAUUGAGAUGCUACCAGAUGGGCUGUUUCAGUGCAAAAAGCUGCAAUGUUUACUUUUGGGGAAAAAUAGCUUGAUGAAUUUGUCCCCUCACGUGGGUGAGCUGUCCAACCUUACUCAUCUGGAGCUCAUUGGUAAUUACCUGGAAACACUUCCUCCUGAACUGGAAGGAUGUCAGUCCCUAAAACGGAGCUGUCUGAUUGUUGAGGAGAACUUGCUCAAUACUCUUCCUCUCCCUGUAACAGAACGUUUACAGACGUGCUUAGACAAAUGUUGACUUAAAGAAAAGAGACCCAUGUUUCAAAAUCAUUUUUAAAAGUAUGCUCGGCUGGGCAUGGUGGCUCACGCCUAUAAUCCCAGCACUUUGGGAGGCCAAGAUGGGCAGAUUGCUUGAGGACAGGAGUUUGAGACCAGUCUGGCCAACCUGGUGAAACCCCAUCUCUGCUAAAAAUACAAAAAAAUUAGCCGGGCAUGGUGGCAUGCACCUGUAAUCCCAGCUACUUGGGAGGCUGAGGCAGGGGAAUUGCUUGAACCAGGGAGGUGGAGGUUGCAGUGAGCCAAGAUUGUGCCACUGUACACCAGCCUGGGUAACAGAGCAAGACUCUGUCUCAAAAAAAAUAAAUAAAUAAAAAUAAAAUAAUGCUCCAGGGCUUUAAAUGAGAAGUGUAAUUUUCUAAGUUAAUAGAGAUGAAGAAUGGGUGACUAUUAUGAUGAACCAUAACUAAAUGUCUUAUUAAAGCAACUCAGUGUCUAGCCCUAAAUUAACCAGGUAAAAACUGUUAACACUAACCUGAAGUUUGUGAAUAAUUGUUCUUUAACUUAUUGAGAUGUUGCAAGAAAUGCACAUCGAGGGUGGACUGGGAGCUAUGAAAUGACUGAAUUCCUCCUCCAGUGUUUGCCUUCAAGAUUGUAUAGGUGUUCUCUCCUCUUCUUCCCCCAGUCCCCAUUACUUAUUUGCACACUUGUUUUAACUGACUUCCUGUUUUGAUAUUUAUCACCAAGAACAUAAACUCAUCAAUAUGAAUUGUCUUGAUGUAUACUCACCACUGUCUUUGAUUUAUGUUCCUAAAUUUUUUUAGAUGGGGUGUAUUGUGCUUGGCAGAAUUCGUUUUUGGCUUAAUUUUUACUUCCUUUCCCAGCUUGCUUGAGUCUUCCUUAACCUGGUUUUCUCAACACCAAUGAUGACCCUGAGAAAAUGCCUGCAUUUGGCCUUUGCCUAGAACAGGAGCUGAGUAUUUAAGAUGUAUUAUCCCUGGGGCAUCCUGAAAAUUAAUGUAUUCCCCAAAAUUUCUUCUUGUCUAUCAUCAAGGCCUUUUUUUGUUUGUUAAGAAUUUUUAUAUUAAAUGUAAAACAUAUAAAUAUUUUCUAUUGUAUAAUCUUGGAUUCAAAAUCUGUGAGGAUUGUUUUUGUAAGAUACAUAGAAUUUAUGCAUUUCUUUAUGAACUUAGUGUACUUGGUUUUGGCUGUUUAUGACUCUCAUGUUUGUGUACAUUCUGCUCCAAAAUGUUUUUGUACUCUGCAACUAAUUACUUUUGGAUAACAAAAGCCUUGUGUUUAAUGCCCUAAAGUAUUUGGGGGUUUACCUUGUGAGAGAGUGGCCGAAUCAUCUACCUCUCUCUUCCCUAGUCGCUGUGCAAUCGUACGGGUACAAUUCUUAAUUACUUACAAAAACUGUGAUAGAGGGGAGAGGUACACAUUUGGUUUUGAAAUUAAUUUUAAAAUACAGAAAUUUAGUAAGAGUUAAAGCAAAAGACUUUUUUUCCCCUCCAUCUGCGUAAUCUCUAGCUGUGAUUAUAAUGUAAAACAGCCUCUAUUCAGUGUCUAAAAUGAGCUCUCAAAACCCACAAAGAAAUAGAUCCAUUUAACUGAAAUUCAUCUCAUGCCUUUAUCUAACUCUUCUGGAAAAUACAUUUUGCUCCUUUUUAUAAAGAGCUUUGUGUUUGGCCUUUUAUUAUGCAUAUUUUUUAAUGAAUAAAAUCAACUGACUCAUUUUUGGGAAAUGUACAUCUUUAAUGUGUUUUUCCCUAAGGGUCUAGGCAUUAUGAUGCCACCUCUUCAUUUUGGAUAUAACUAUGAAGAAAUGUAUUAACUGCACCUACACAAAACGGGAAAGCACUAUAGGUAAACAGUACUGUGUAUAUGGAAUUGUGGUGCGUGGUAAAUGUUUUCUCUUGCUUUGUUCCAGAAAGAUGAAAGUGAGUCUUUAAAGCAUAGCAAAUAGAGCUUCCCUCACCUGCCACACACUCCUGCACUAAAGUUCAGAGAAAGGAAUUAUUCAAAUCAAAUGAAAUUUGAAUAAUAUUGGCUAUAAGGAAUAUAGGACACCAAACACACUGCCUCACACAUUAUUGUUUAUUCUGAAUGGAAAGGAACAGUGUAAAAAUAAAUGACUUAACCAAAACUUGCCUUUAGUCAGAACAUUCAGCUCUCAGGGAAGCAGGUAUAACUGAUGAAACUUCUAGGACUUCAGAAAACAGAUUCUAAUUAUAUCCAUGUUUUUUGUUGUUAUUUUCUUUUUUUUAAGUGUGAGUUGAUGUUUAUUUUAGUGUUUCACAAUAGAAUUAUCAUGUAUACUGAUUCCAGUGUGGUAUAUGAUUAAGUUUUGGACAUGAAUAUGCCAAAAGUGCUUAAACGUUUUUGGCCACAUAACUAGCUAGAAUUUGUAUGAAAGAAUCUCACCCUCUUUUAUAGGAGGAAUUUUCAAAACAAAAUUCAGAUUUGCUACCAUUCACCUGACGAACUUCUCCAUGGCUCGUCACUGGUUUGGUUGAACUGCAAAAGUCAUUGGCUAAAUUUUCCUUAUCACCUACAUAAAUUUCUAGAGGAAUUUACUAGCAGGAUUAAUAAUAAAUAUUAUAAACUGCUUUCCACACACUAGGGUAUAAUUAUUGGUGCAAUCUAUAUUGUUUUUGAUGCCAUGGUUUUACAUCUUUUAAUUUAAACCUUAUACGCCAGUGUUUAGGUCGCUUUUGAGACAAGGUAGCCCUGAUGCAAGGAGCAAUGAGGCUACUACUUCACAUAAAAAAUAGGGUGUUAAUACCACCUUUACCGUACAGUUGGAGCAGAUCUUUAUUUCACAAGUGUUCGUAUUCACUUAACAGAAUUUUAAAUAAAGACAAUUAAGUUUGUUAAAUUAUAAUUAUGAGACUUUCGUUGGCAUUUGAUUUCAAGAAUACAUAUGCAUUUUCCAAAAAAUAAAUGUGGAGGUUAUUCAGAACAAAAUUCAUAGCUUAUGGUAGUAAUGGCAUGGGUUACUUUUAUUUGCAUGCACACACAGACACACAUACUUCAUGUAUGUAAAUUAUAAUAUUAUUUUUUGAUAUAUCUAGUGGAGUUUUUUCCCCAAAAUUGCAGGAGGUUGUAGAUUAAAUAGUAGGAUAGCAAGUUUUUUAAUUCAUUAGUCAUGAAGUGCUGUAUUCCCUAAGUUAUGACAUUUAAAAGAAAUCACAUGCUCAACCUUGAUCUGAGAACCUAAGUGUUUCUGAGCAUUCCAGUAAAGGAGUAGUGUUCUUUUCCUAACUUACAUCAGGGUACAUCUGUGUGGCACAUAGAUACUAUAUUUUCAUUCUUCACUCCCAGUCUUAAUUUCUUUCUCCUGUAUGUCACUAUUUUAUGUCACUUCACAUUAUGUUAAACAGGGUAAAUAGAGAUCCUCAGUAUCUCAGUGCUGUGGCAUAGCUCCGAUAGGUGUGCUGUGGUGCACUGCAGUGAUGUAUUUGCAUAACAUUGUUUGAUAGUGAAAAAAUUUUUUUUCUGUUCAAGUGUUUUGUGAUUAAAAUUUUAUGUUUAAUUAAAAUAUUGCAUAAUAUUGAUGGGUUCAAAAACCAUUAAAAUAAUCAAACAAUUAUUCUGUGGCCUUAACAUUAUUUUCUUGCGUUUUCAAUAAAAUUUUCUUUCAUCUUUCCAUCUUCACAUUCUCUUAGCAUCAUCCUGUGCACAUAAGGUAUGUUGUUUUUCUUACUCACUCACCUACUGCACUAAAUUUGAUCAGCACUUUAACAGAAUAUAUUUAUGCUAGAAGAUUUGCAAUGAUAUUUGAGCAUGUAUUUAUUUAGGAGGAAGCCAUUGCCUAUAAUUAUGUCUCAUUGAGUAGUUUUAUUUUACCCAUCCUGCAGUAUUUACAGCUGAUCUCUACCCAAAGCAGGACAAUGUAACUGUUUUGUUUUCAGUAACUGUACAUUACAUCAGAAUCUGUUUAUUUCUUUUUGGAAACAGAGACAGAAUGGUGGGAGAGGGAAGGAGUUAUUUUGCAUUCCAGUUUGGAUUAUGAAGUCAUUAUAUAUAUUUGAAAUAGUGUAAACUAAUUACUGUUGCAGAAUGCCCUCGAUAUAAUUAUUUCUUUUCAGCUGGAUGUGAAAAGCUGAAGCAGUGAAAACCUGCAGUCCUAUUUAAUUGGUUUCCUUCUGUUUCUUGUCCAUCACUUCUGUAUCCACAGGGAGCUAUCUACUGCAUACCUUUGGUAACAGGCUACCUUCUCAUCAAAUUUUUAAUAUGAAUAAUUUCAUCAGCACUAAAGCAUUAACAUAGAAUAAUGAGCCAAAGUACUGAAUUGAGAUGGCUUUCAGUUGAGCUUAAUUUCAUAUUUAACUUUUGCAUUUGACUUGUAUAAUACACUACUGCUGAGAAAAACAAUUAUGAAUGCCUUCUGCAUGUUGUACAUUAUUUCUAGCAGAGAUGGUGCAAUUUUAAGAAUACAAAGGGGUAUAGAGUUAGAAUGGAUGUGUUCAUGCAUGUAUAUGUUGUGUUUAAAUAUUAACGUUUACAAGAAGAUUUUUUUUUAAUUCUUCAAAUACUUCACUCAGUGAAAUAAUGGGCCAAUCUGGAAUAGAGACAUUUUCUUUGGUUAGUGCAAGAGUGAAAACUAGCAUUUGUUAACCUUCACAUAUUUAUCUGUGCACAAUUGUUUUUGCUUCUGGUAAUGAAUUAUUAGAAAAUGGAAGAUUUUGUUCAAUAUUUUUGGCCCUCAGGUUUACCGUGUAAAUCUGCAUUUUUGGUGGUAAAUCCCUUUGCCGCAGAUUCAGUAGCUUUUGGUAAACUUCACUGUUUUUAAAGUACCUUUUGUGUAAAAUAAAGAUCCAAUUUUUAUAACAAAUGGCAAAUAAAAACACUAAAUGCUGGAA
Messenger RNA from Cercocebus atys (sooty mangabey), 9653 nucleotides. RefSeq names its product leucine rich repeat containing 8 family, member B (gene LRRC8B). Lineage: Eukaryota; Metazoa; Chordata; Mammalia; Primates; Cercopithecidae. The coding region runs from base 2399 to 4810 and encodes 803 amino acids. The transcript is spliced from 5 exons. Gene Ontology annotation, molecular function: protein binding. The record is from RefSeq and is a predicted model, not a curated record.